This is a messenger RNA of Eubalaena glacialis (North Atlantic right whale), 319 nucleotides long. RefSeq names its product small ribosomal subunit protein eS27-like. Gene Ontology annotation, biological process: translation; ribosomal small subunit assembly. The annotation marks the transcript as partial. The record is from RefSeq and is a predicted model, not a curated record. Gene Ontology annotation, molecular function: structural constituent of ribosome; RNA binding. Lineage: Eukaryota; Metazoa; Chordata; Mammalia; Artiodactyla; Balaenidae. The transcript has a single exon. Gene Ontology annotation, cellular component: cytosolic small ribosomal subunit; ribosome.
CCUCCCCACGAGAACACGCCUCUCGCAAAGGAUCUCCUUCAUCCCUCUCCAGAAGAGGAGAAGAGGAAACACAAGAAGCGCCUGGUGCAGAGCCCCAGUUCCUAUUUCAUGGAUGUGAAAUGCCCAGGAUGCUAUAAAAUCACCACCGUCUUUAGCCAUGCACAAACAGUAGUUUUGUGUGUUGGCUGCUCUACCGUCCUCUGCCAGCCUACAGGAGGAAAAGAAGGGUGCUCCUUCAGACGGAAGCAGCACUAAAAGCCCCUGGAAUCAAGAUGAAUGGGAAACCAUCCCAAUAAACACAUUUUGGAUAAAAAAUAAA